AUGUAUGAAGCAAGCCGAGAGCUUGUGUGGUUGAGGAAUAUGACCGGCCAUAUCUUAAAGGAGAGUGGCUUGGCCGUGGGAAAAGAAAAGGAAGAACCAACGAUCAUCUGUGAGGACAAUGUAGCCUGUAUAGCUCAGCUCAAAGAUGGAUACGUUAAGGGAGAUAGAACGAAACACAUCUUGCCUAAGUUCUUCUUCACCCACGACCUGCAGAAGGCUAAAGAAGUUGAAGUGGUUCAAGUUCGGUCCAGUGACAAUUCGGCCGAUCUGUUCACUAAGUCUCUGUCAACCUCAACGUUCAAGAAGCUGGUUCAUCAGAUAGGAAUGCGCCAGUUGAAGGAUCUUCAAUGA
Messenger RNA from Brassica napus (rape), 351 nucleotides. RefSeq lists its product as uncharacterized. The record is from RefSeq and is a predicted model, not a curated record. The transcript has a single exon. The coding region runs from base 1 to 351 and encodes 116 amino acids. NCBI's taxonomy places the organism in Eukaryota, Viridiplantae, Streptophyta, Magnoliopsida, Brassicales, Brassicaceae.